GUGAAAAGUAUUACACAUGUGCGCCGGCGCAGGCUGUAUUAUUGUUUACGUAGCCACUGAGGACGGUCCGUUUAAAAUUAACAAGAAUUUAAUUAUUAUUUCAAAUAAUUUGAACCACGUCGGAAACUUACAAAUCUGUGCGUAAAAGUGAAAAAUGUUGGGUAAAAAUGCAAAAAUGUUAUUUGGACUGUCAAUAUGUGCAUUGAUAAUAUCAGUGUUGCUAGCUGCGUGGGGCUUCCCGAAAAUCCUGAAACAGCAGAUCCAAAAGAGCGUACAACUGGAUAACGACUCGAUGACGUUUGAGAAAUGGCGCAAAAUUCCAUUUCCGCUGUUUUUCAAAGUCUACGUGUUUAACGUUACCAACGUUGAUGCCAUCAUGGCUGGAAAGAAGCCUGUGCUCCAGGAAGUUGGACCUUUUGUAUACAAGGAAUAUCGCGAACGGACUAUUCUGGGAUACGGUAAGAACGAUACCAUCAAGUACACCUUGAAGAAAUCGUUUGUGUAUGACCAAGAAGCGUCAGGGUCUCUUUCUGAGGACGAAGAAGUCACAGUUAUAAACUUUUCUUAUAUGAAUGCUAUUCUAACAGCACAUGACCUGAUGCCAGGAAUUUUGCCGAUGCUGAAUGACGCGAUGUCUGGCUUCUUUAGCACUGAUGGAACACCAUUCAUAAAGAUCAAGGCAAGGGAUCUUUUCUUCGAUGGAAUGUUUUUAAAUUGCUCACUAAAUCAAUCCGCUAUAGCUUUAAUAUGCGGAAAAAUCAAAGCAGACACACCUCAAGUAAUGAGACCAGCAAAAGAAGAGAAUGGAUUUUAUUUCUCCCUAUUCGAUCAUUUAAACAGAACAGAAUCGGGCCCAUACGAAAUGGUCCGAGGCACGGAGAACAUAAACGAACUUGGGCAUAUCGUCUCAUACCAGGACAAACAAUCAAUGGACCAAUGGAUGGAUGACUACUGUGGGAUGAUAAAUGGCUCAGAUGGCUCCAUCUAUCCACCGAUAAACGAAAACAAUGUGCCGAGUAGAUUGUAUUACUUCGAGCCACAAAUUUGCAGAUCAAUUUACGUGUCCGUAGUCGGACAACGUGCUUUUAUGAACAUGAGCGCAUACUACUAUGAAGUAGAUUCAUCAAUGCUAGCUUCUAAAAGUGCCAAUCCAGAUAAUAAAUGCUUCUGCAAAAGGAAUUGGAGUAGCAAUCAUGACGGUUGUCUGCUUAUGGGGACAUUUAAUGUAAUGCCAUGUCAGGGUGCCCCCGCAAUUAUCUCUUUACCGCAUUUCUACCUCGCUUCUGAUGAACUACUGGGCUACUUCGGUGGUGGAAUCAGCCCGGAUCGUGAAUCACAUACAAGUUAUAUAUACAUUGACCCUGCUACAGGAGCCAUGCUAAGUGGAAUACAAAGGAUCCAGUUCAAUGUAGAAUUAAGGAAUAUUCCUAAUGUGCCCCAGUUGGCAACUGUUAAGACUGGCCUAUUUCCUCUACUUUGGGUUGAAGAAGGUGUAGACAAGUUACCAGACGAUAUUGUGAAGGAUUUACGCGAUGCACAUACAACUAUAGGCUAUGUGGAGGCAGCGAGGUGGUUAAUUGUAGUCAUCGCAGCAUUUAUGUGUGUUGGUUCAGCGGUCUGCGUCGUACGAUCAGGCGCUGUAGCCGUGUGGCCCCGAACGAAUAAUUUUGUAUUAAACGCUGGAAAUCGUUUGGAUAUUAAUAAAGGACGAAAUUAGAUUAUAAUGACCCACUAGGAACAGUCAUUUGAAUAUACACUUAUUGAAUAUUAGAGAUUAUUUCGUGUGGGUUAUUUUGUUUUUUAGGAGCCUACAGUCAUUUCAAUUAUGCUGUUAUAUUUAUUAAUAUGUCAACGGUACUACUUGUAUAUGUGUGUUAGCUUUAACAAUUAAAAAUAGUCAAUACUAGUUAGCAGGAAUCUCAGUAUCGUUUCAAUGUCUAUAAACAAUCUUAUACUAGCAUUGGACAAAUGAAAGUCAUACGGCAUUUACAUAUUUAUCUUAUUCUGCGCUAUUUUGUUGCUUUCUACUCAUCCAAAUUUAUGUCUGUAGAGACCAUCAUAUUUUUUUAAAUAUUGACGUAGAUAUAUAAUAUGCAUAAAAAAAUUGAGUUAAUUUCUUAAAGUAUGACUUUAUUUUUUGCGAACAUCGAUAACAAUUUAUUAAAAUGAAAAUGGGCUAUUUUUUAGCGAAAGGGUGGGGAACUGAUAUUAUGAAUUGUUAAUAUCUUUAUAUUGUUUAUUUUAAAUUAUAUAAUGUUAUUACCUGUAUAUAUAUUUUUGUUUAGAUUGCUGUGAAUGUAACAUUAUUAUUUGUAAAUACCCUUUAAUUUUUGAUCCGUAAAAUUUAUUGUAGAAAAUAAGGUACAAUUGUGUAAGUUUAUAUGUUUACGUGAUAUAUUAAUAAAAGUUUACGAG
Pieris rapae (cabbage white) is the source of this 2415-nucleotide messenger RNA. RefSeq names its product sensory neuron membrane protein 2. Lineage: Eukaryota; Metazoa; Arthropoda; Insecta; Lepidoptera; Pieridae. The record is from RefSeq and is a predicted model, not a curated record. Gene Ontology annotation, molecular function: scavenger receptor activity. The transcript is spliced from 10 exons. The coding region runs from base 155 to 1717 and encodes 520 amino acids. Gene Ontology annotation, cellular component: membrane; cytoplasm.